Molecule: messenger RNA, 1254 nt
Organism: Olea europaea var. sylvestris
Lineage: Eukaryota; Viridiplantae; Streptophyta; Magnoliopsida; Lamiales; Oleaceae
Product: probable inactive receptor kinase At4g23740
Exons: 2
Coding region: 252-875 (207 amino acids)
Biological process (GO): protein phosphorylation
Molecular function (GO): ATP binding; protein kinase activity
Source: RefSeq, a predicted model, not a curated record
UUUAGUUAAACCAAAGGUGCUUAACCUUUCAAUACAUAGGCACAGAAAAUACAGUAUAUUUUUGUUUCGUGAUUUUAUUUCUUUUAGCUUUAAAUUAAUUUUUUGCUUCCCAAUCAUCUGUCCUACUAGAGUCAGCUGGUUCUGGUUGAAGCUCAAAAUAGAGAUGUCUAGGAAUUAUGACAACUGGGGAAGGCUGGUGGAAGCCGUGAUGCGGCGAGAGAAGUAUAAGGCACGAAAACGUGGCUGCACCAAUGGCUUAUUAUUUUUCCAGAGAUAUGCUCAUGAUUUAUGACUACCAAAAUCAGGGAAGUGUUUCUGCUCUGCUACAUGAAAACACAGUUGAAAACAAGCCAGACUGGGAAACACGUCUAAGAAUUGCAAAAGGUGCGGCAAGAGGUAUUGCUCAUACGCACACACGACAUCGCGGUAGGCUUGUUCAUGGAAACAUAAAAGCCUCGAAUAUUUUUCUCAACUCCGAAAAAUAUGGUUGUGUGUCUGAUUUUGGCUUGGGAAGCGCGGAAGUAGCACCAGUUGUCAUGUGCGCUACUGGAUACCGUGCCCCGGAAGUGACAAUUGCUGGGAAGGUUUCGCAAGCGUCUGAUGUCUACAGCUUUGGAGUCUUGUUGCUUGAACUUCUCACUGGAAGAUCCCCUAUGAAUGGAAUCGGCGUUAAAAAGGUAGAUUUAGUUAAAUGGGUUCUUUCCUUGUUAGGUGAAGACAGGAGACUUGAAGUGUUUGAAAGUUUGGCUCUAAGUUUCCCCAAUGAAGUGGAAAAGAUGGUGAAGAUGUUACGAGUGGCGAUGAGUUGUGUGGCAGACAGUCCAUACCAUAGACCUACAAUGCCUGAUGUGUUGAAAAUGAUGGAGGACUUGUAAAAGUUCUGAUGCAAUAUUAAUGGCGCCACUCGAAGACUAAGGACUAACCAUGGCUGGCAUAGAAUGGCGACUGGAAUAUUGCACUCUGCUAGUUAUUCCAAUUUACUGUUUUUAUUUGACUUUGGUCUUCUAAAUAUGCAAUGACAUAAGAAAAAAUUGCUAUCUCUGAGUGUUUUACGAUAAGUUAAAUUUUUAAUGAAAGCCAUGUGAAGUAUGGCAGGUACUCUUAAUUGGAGAUUUCUUAUACAAGUGUGAAGUGGGGGUCACUUUUAUGAGAAUAUUUUAAAGCUUGAAUUCUCUAAAAAACUUAGGAAACCCAAUAUUUUUUUUCACAGUCAAAAUAAAAACAAUUGUGAGAACUCAAAAGUGUUACGAAAGU